AUGAGACAGAAGGCAAGGAACAUCAUCGCUGACUUCAGGAUGCUGGGGCCCCUCUUAGAGGUGGAACAAGGAACAGAGCUGCUCCGAUUGUGCUUCAGGAGUGUGUUCUGCCUGCCGCCUGCAGACGUGUUGCAAAAGGAUGCAUCCAGUCCAGAGGAGGCCCGGGCCAACGUGAGACUCAAAGAGACAGUCAUCACUGAGAUGCCCACACGGAUCGAGGACUGCUUGGAGCUUUUGGAUCCAUGGCUUAAUUCCCAGAAAGACAGUGAGCGGGAACGGGCCAUGCAGUGUGCUGCCCAUGUUCUUGGAUUUGCUGCAACGAUGAAGAACUUCAAGAUGCAGAUGGAGAUCACCCAGCUGGAGCAGUGGGUAAAGCUGCUGGCCCUGUGCUGCCAGGACCCUGUGGACAACAUCUGCUUUCUGUCAUCCCAGGCUGCCUACAACCUCACCUGUAUCCUCUCAAGAAAGAAGAGUAAGGGGAAGUUUCUCUUAUCACCCACUCUACAGCCUCCCACUUGGGCUGGCCAUCCCCCCACACUCUGUCCUGGGAGAGUGAGACCCAAGAAGUUAAUUGAAUACCUCAUUUUCUUUUACGAAUCUGUCCCCAAAUACCUACAGUUAAUCUCUUGGGCCAAAAUACCCACACAGGAAAUAGCUCCUUUGAAUUAG
Molecule: messenger RNA, 669 nt
Organism: Phyllostomus discolor (pale spear-nosed bat)
Lineage: Eukaryota; Metazoa; Chordata; Mammalia; Chiroptera; Phyllostomidae
Exons: 5
Coding region: 1-669 (222 amino acids)
Cellular component (GO): cytoplasm
Source: RefSeq, a predicted model, not a curated record